Colletotrichum graminicola M1.001 is the source of this 2751-nucleotide messenger RNA. RefSeq names its product PH domain-containing protein. The transcript is spliced from 3 exons. The coding region runs from base 1 to 2751 and encodes 916 amino acids. The record is from RefSeq and is a predicted model, not a curated record. Lineage: Eukaryota; Fungi; Ascomycota; Sordariomycetes; Glomerellales; Glomerellaceae.
AUGGCCGCUAGAUCCCCGCUCGCGUCUUCCUCUCCAACGCCCAGGCCCAACAACGCACCGCACAUCGCCGACUCCGAUUCGUACAGGGAGAAAGGGAGGGAACUGGACAGUGAAAGAGACGUAGAUGGAACAGCUGGCUACGGCACCGCGACUACCAUGAACUCAAAUCGCGCCUCGUCCUAUUUCUCUCAACAACCCCCCCAGUCCUUCUCUUACACCACGACUCCCAUCGCGGCCUCCUACUCUACCCCCCAACAGACUGAUACUCUACGAUACGACGAAGAUCGAGAGACGCAGUACAACACUUUGGCCAACUCACACGCCGGACAUCAGAAGCAACACUUCCCUUCAGAAGGCGACGUCGCAUACCAUAGCAACAACCUGGCAGUCCCUUCCGCUACUGCUCGUGGCAAGUUUACAGAAGAAUGGGAUGCGAGUCAAAGAGGAAGUAGCAUCAUCGAAGGAUAUUCGUCCAAUAUGCAGCGAUCCAAUUCGUUUGUCUCCAACAAUGCGGAGGACCAUCUGAGCCUCCCAUCGCGCCACAACACCCUCAAGAAGAAGAAUUCGCUGCGUAGGAACGGCAGCCUAAAGCGCAGCAGCAGUCGGAGAAGCAUGAAGGCUGGUAGCGUACGCAGCUUGGCUCUGCAGUCUUCAAACGAUCCCGACGAGAUCCUCAAAGAUCUCAUUGCAUAUUAUCGCGAAAUCCAGACACACUAUGAGCACAAGUCCAAAUCGCUGUUGAAACUCGCCAACGUCGCCAAUAAUAUUUCGACCCCCCCUGGCUUCCUGGGCUCUGGUGGCAUCGAUGAUGCUCUACAGAUAUUGCGUAGCUACCAUAAGGGCGCCAUUCUGGAGUCCAAUAAGGCAAGAGAGAUCGAGGAGGAUGUUAUCCUAGCCCUCACUGGGUUGAGAAACGACCUUCACCAGAAGAUCAAAGAGAUCAAGAACUUGUCGGGCGAUUUCAAAAACUCGGUGGACAAGGAGAUGGAUGGUACCAAGCGCGCUGUUAGGGUGCUGCAGGACACAUUGGGCCAGACUGAUCUGGACCCCUCAUUGACGACUGGAAAGCAAGACCCGUAUCUUCUGCGGCUUGCUGUCGACAGACAAGUUGAGCGCCAGAUCGAUGAGGAGAAUUACCUCCACCAGGCAUACUUGAACCUGGAGAACUCUGGCCGCGAACUUGAAGCCAUUGUAGUCGGCGAAGUCCAAAAGGCUUACAAUGCUUACGCCGGCAUCCUCAAGCGCGAGUCUGAUGCCGCUUACAACGCCAUCGACGAGCUCCGUGCUGGCCCCAUCUCUAUGCCCAAAGAUCACGAGUGGGCCCACUUCGUCCAAAAAGACGAUCAGUUCGUGGAUCCUGAUAUUCCAAUUCGGUCUGCCGAACACAUUCACUACCCUGGCAGAGAGCACGUCGCAUGCCAGGAGAUUCGUGCGGGGCUCCUCGAGCGCAAGAGCAAGUACCUUAAGAGCUACACAGCUGGGUGGUAUGUACUUUCUUCAACUCAUCUUCAUGAAUUCAAAUCAGCGGACAAGGCCCAGGCUCCUGUUAUGUCACUGUACCUUCCAGAGCAGAAACUAGGUUCGCACUCUAGUGAGGGAGGAUCCUCCAAUAAGUUCAUCCUCAAGGGUCGCCAAACCGGAUCGAUGCAUCGUGGCCACACGUGGGUCUUCCGGGCCGAGAGCCAUGACACAAUGAUGGCUUGGUACGAAGAUAUCAAGGUUCUCACUGAAAGAUCCCCUCAAGAGAGGAGCGAGUUCGUCCGCGGACACGUGCGAAGCUUGAGCCAGUCCUCGCAAAGAUCCACAAGCAGCGAUGGCGCUCUCGAAGAUGAUGAUGAUGAGCCAUUUUCGGCGGACGCAGCGGUUGCAGCAAACACGAGCCAGAGGCAAGACGUCCGCCGUCCGGAAGCAGGUGGGCGGUUCCCAUCUGACAUUCAGGUCAACGCGCAGCGAGGCUUACAGGCACCUCUUUCGCCUUCUAGUGUGAGUUCUGGAUUCGACAACUCUGAUGGCGACGCAGCCAUUCAACCAUCCACCUUGUCGGGCAGUAUUUUGGGUGUUUACCACGGCUCGACUGAGCAUCCGAACGGUUAUGGUGGUACGGACCGGACGCCCAUGGAGGAGGUCCCAUCUCAUGCUGCUGUCGUUACUCAACAAGCUCGAGAAGACGGAGUAAACCCAUAUACCCGCGAGUCGCUUCGACGAUCGCAGUCCUUAACUCGUGGACAGCAGGCAGUCUAUGUACCCGCCACCGAUUUGCAGAAAUCCCAUAGCCAACACGCGACACCUGCCAGAUACGAAGAUUCCAGACCGGUCUCUACCGCCAACCAUGACCGUGUUCUCGAGACACCCGGUGGCAACAGUCAGUACGGCCAAUGGAUGAACAGCGAUGGAAAGUACUCGCCUGCCGUUUCAAAUAACGAUUUCAUCCAGCAACAAACCAAUGAAUACUCGGCAUCGGGUAGCAGAAACCUGGAUGGUGUUACUAUGAUCCCCAUCGUCGGAAUGGACAAAGGAUAUGUUUCUCGCAGCGACAGAACCCCUCCGCCAGACGGGCCGUCUGCCCUUGCUGCUGAUGCUCCAACAUCUGUUCCCAGGAGUCAAGAAGCGCCUCGUCAACAGCAGCCAUCAUCUUCCAUUCGCCCUACCGCUGGCACUGUCAGAAACGAUAGCGUUCCGACAAUCUCUAACCUGCAUAUUCCUGGAGAAUAUCCCAAGGGAAAUGCGGCAGCGGUUAAUCCGAGACGAUGA